This is a messenger RNA of Eurytemora carolleeae, 737 nucleotides long. RefSeq lists its product as uncharacterized. The transcript has 11 exons. NCBI's taxonomy places the organism in Eukaryota, Metazoa, Arthropoda, Copepoda, Calanoida, Temoridae. Bases 25 to 585 code for a protein of 186 amino acids. The record is from RefSeq and is a predicted model, not a curated record.
AUUGGAUAAUUAUUUUAGUUAAUCAUGAAGAAUCAAGAAGUAUGGUUCCUUUGUGUCCUAACAAUUAUGUUGUCCUUAGGAGAGUCCAAAAAGUUCCUUGUAGAAACAAUGGACGACAUACCUGGUGGAAAUGAAGGAGUUCUAUUUCUAAUGGCAGAUGAAGUGAGUGGUGACGACUAUUAUAUGCGUAUUGAACUACCGAAAGCACCAUUCCAAGAGAAAGUUCCGUGUAAAGAACGAACUGGUAACACCACAUGUCCUGAACUUAUGUCUUGUCUUAGAGAUCAUUGUUACUAUGAAGGACAAGAGGAUCCAUGGGUAAUUCAAGAUAUACCUUGUGCUGAGCGAGUUGGGAAAUUCGCAUGUCCUUUUGGAUGGAAGUGUGACGUAGACAAAUGCGUCAAACUUAAAAUUCCCUGUGACGAUGGAAAGUGUCCUGAUAGAAUGAGUUGUAUGGUACCAAUGGAUGGGGGGCCGGGCCCGUAUUGUGCUCCAUCAAUCGACAUCCCUGAUCACACUGACACUGGGAAUCCUAAAACCUACAUCAUAGAGACUGACGAGGAAGACGACCUCGCAGAAGUCUAGAAGUUUGUGAAGAAUGACGAACCAAAGAAAACUUGAAAACUGAAAAGAUUUUAGGUAGAUUUGGAUUCCCAGUUGAAUAUGAUGAACAUGCACAUGCAUUACUUUUUAUUUUUAUUGUGUUCAAAAUUCAAAAAUAAAUUAUGCUCAUUUAA